This is a messenger RNA of Phasianus colchicus (ring-necked pheasant), 885 nucleotides long. NCBI's taxonomy places the organism in Eukaryota, Metazoa, Chordata, Aves, Galliformes, Phasianidae. The record is from RefSeq and is a predicted model, not a curated record.
CGAGCGAGCAGCGGGGAGAUGAACCCUGAGCACGGGAGGGGGCGGCGAGCUCGGCCCCAGGAGGACUGCCGAGGAGACCCUUUCCCCUUUCCCCUCGUUGCCAUGGCAAAACAAGCAGCUGUCAUUAAUAACCGAUUGCCAUGGCAACCGCUGGACGAGCGCGGCGGUUCUCCGGGGGUCUGCGUGUGCUUCGGCAAGAACCCCCCAUUCUGGCAUAGGCCCGCACGGCUCAGGGCUGGAAGCGGCUCUGCGGUACGGCUCGACGGUACCCCGCACGCACGCACCCAGCCAGGGCCGUGCCAGUCCCCCUGGGGACGGACCGGUGGGGAGGCGGAACGGUGCCCCGCACUGCGGGCGCUGCUCGCGAGCUUUAGCCGUGGGACGGGCCGGCACGGCCGCUCCAGGGAUGCCGUCGUUCCCCGGGCGCGGCAGCGAGCGUCGGGCCGAGCGGAGCCCCCCGGCCGCAACUCGCGGGGCGGCACAGACGGCGCAAAUGCACCGAGGGGCUCCGGGAGCAGCGGCGCUCCCCUCUGCCAGCAGCCCCGGGACGCGCUGCGGCUGGACGAGCCUUGCGGGGACGGCCCCGGCGUGUGGGCUGCCGGUGCGUGGGACGGCCGUGCCCUCCUGGCUGUGGCCAGCUGCCCGGUGGGAGCGGGGCCCGCCUGCGGAAGCUCACGGCACCGGGUGCCGCGGGCGGGGCUCUGCCUGCUCCCUCUUCCCGGUUCGGGUCCCGCCGGGGUGGGACGGCGGGCUCGGCGGAAGGCACCCGCGCUCGGUUCGCCCGUCGCCCCGUGCGUGUCGCCGGGAGCCCCGCGGGUCGGGGCGGGGCGGUGCCGGGCCGGGGGCGGAGCCGCGCCGUGCCGAGCGCGCCGAGCGCGCCGCUGA